Messenger RNA from Cryptomeria japonica (Japanese cedar), 809 nucleotides. RefSeq names its product TPD1 protein homolog 1-like. The record is from RefSeq and is a predicted model, not a curated record. The transcript has 3 exons. Lineage: Eukaryota; Viridiplantae; Streptophyta; Pinopsida; Cupressales; Cupressaceae. Gene Ontology annotation, biological process: cell fate determination. The coding region runs from base 87 to 494 and encodes 135 amino acids.
UCUUGUUUAAUGCAGCUUGAGCAGUUUCUUUGUGAUUGUGUUCCGCAGAGAGAAAGAAAUCUUGCUCAGUGCAUCGUUGUUUAACAAUGGCUCGAAAGGAUUUCUUGGGGAGCUUUAUUUGCCUUCUCCUCCUUACUUUUUUCAUCUCCUCCUGCUUAGGAGAUGGCAACGAGCGCAAACUGGCUGACUCAUGUAUGUGCAGUAAUGAUAAUAUAUACAUUGUACAGGGUCAAGAGUAUAAUCCGGGGAUUCCCACAUUCACGGUGACAAUAAUCAACACGUGCAAAUCUAACUGUAAGCCACGAAACAUUCAUCUAUAUUGUGGGUGGUUUGCAUCGUGGGACUGGGUGGAUCCUAAGGAUUUCAGACGCAUUUCUUAUGAUGACUGCCUCGUCAAUUAUGGAAGAUCUAUGGCGCCAUUUGAUACCAUUUAUUUUACAUACACAAAUACCUAUAUGUACCAUUUGAGCGUUAAGUCUGUCGAGUUCGUUUAGUCUGAUUGCCUCCAUGUUUAAUGCCCCCUGCGAGUGGGAUUGGAGAUUUUGCUUUGUCUUACUGGUUUAAAAAUAAAUAGGGAUUAUUCUGUUUUACUGAGAUAGGUCAAAUACCUAAAAGUUUUGUUUCAAAUUCUAUGUAGCCAUUGGCUUCAGCGGGCGGCUUUCAUUUUUGAGUAUGUGUAAUGCGAGGGUAAUUAAUUUGUGUUUUUGGAGGAAAGACAUCUGGUGCGGUGAUGGACAACUGUUACAACACGUAUUGUCAAUGCAAUACAAUUUUUGAAAAUUUAUCAAAAUGUUGUGGCUUUUCUUGAA